Penicillium waksmanii is the source of this 828-nucleotide messenger RNA. RefSeq lists its product as uncharacterized. NCBI's taxonomy places the organism in Eukaryota, Fungi, Ascomycota, Eurotiomycetes, Eurotiales, Aspergillaceae. The transcript has a single exon. Bases 1 to 828 code for a protein of 275 amino acids. The record is from RefSeq and is a predicted model, not a curated record.
AUGGCGAAUUCACUCACACUUUUCCCCAGACUACCUCCUGAAAUACGAAUUCUCAUCUGGGAGCAAGCGUUAGCACAACAAUGGAGCUAUACCAAUUUCCACCGCGUGAAGAAGCGCAUCAAAAUUAGCGGAAAAUGCCACCAAAAGCAAAUCAGUCGCGUGUGCCGUGAAGCUCGUUGGGCCAUGGAAAGAAGGGCGACAAAAGUUGAAGGGCUUGGCUGGUUCGACUUCGAACGACACCUCUUCUUCUUCCGAGACCUUGAAUCCAGUCGCCUGUUGAUGUUGUCUCUUUUCGUCCACGUCGAGCUACACCAAAUUCAACACGUUCUCAUAAACCCUCGGGAUGCAUCUGAACUCAUGCAUACGAUGGAUUUCCUGUCCACCCAUUUCAGAUCAAUCCGUACUAUCGUCGCUGUUGGACCUUGGUUUACGCCGCCAGACAGGACCGGUCCGUUCGACCCUGAUCAAGACUUCAUCUGCACCAUGGACAACGACUGGUCGCGAGUGAUAUCUAAAUCGCCGACAGAGAUAAAUCUAGUGCCGCUCCUAGACGCGAUUCAGAACGGACGCGAGGACAACAAAGCUCAUCUGGCACAAUACAGAAGCGCGCUCAGUCAUGAUGUGGACAGGCUACCGGACCAGCUACCGCCGAAUUUGCAGCUCCUGGACCAUUGUUCAUGGCGCUAUCGAACAUGGCUAGAUAAAAUGCACGGAUAUUGUCAAAAUUCUAUCGCACCGCAUCCACCUGGGCUUUUCUUGAGAACCCGGGAAGAAUUACGCAACCCUUUUACCAUAAAUUCCCUCUGGGCAGGCCGUGUCAAUCCCUGA